Messenger RNA from Gadus macrocephalus (Pacific cod), 3296 nucleotides. RefSeq lists its product as uncharacterized. The transcript has 19 exons. The record is from RefSeq and is a predicted model, not a curated record. Gene Ontology annotation, molecular function: protein binding. Bases 1548 to 3053 code for a protein of 501 amino acids. Lineage: Eukaryota; Metazoa; Chordata; Actinopteri; Gadiformes; Gadidae.
GCGUGGGAAAAAAAACGAGCGCACCCAAGUGAUGGAGGAGGAAGAGCGAGAGGAGGGAGGGCGGGAGACCGGCGGAUCACGUGUCCACAGAUGCGACCGAGAAAACGUGAUGGAGGCUCUGCAGGAGGCAGGAACGUGACGGCAGCAGGAUACCGGAAUACGUCACGAAGGAGUCACGUGACUUCUUCAUAUAGACUUCACGGUCUUCCCUUUAAUUGAAACACAGGCAUAUUAUUGAAUAUUAAGUGUUUGAAACGUGAAUUGACAGUGUCGAGCAUAGAGUCGGCCCGGAUCCUGAGCCGAAAGGUUCAGAGCAGUGUUGCCAGAUUUGGCCUGAUUUGGCCUGAUUUGCCGCCCAAUCUGGCAACACUGGUCCGGAGUCCUGCUGACGGCAGUCGGAUUCGAACCCGCGACCUGAGGAGACCAGAUUUUAGUCCAGGGCUCGUUGACGGUACAGGUCUCACAAGUUAUUUUCCUCCUGUGACUCACCGAGUCUUUAAUUUAAUAGGCAUAUCCUAUCACCUAAAUUAAAUGAUAAUAUUAUAAUAAUAUAAUAAUAAUAAUAACACUAAGACAGCUCUUUACUGAUAUAUAAGCACAGUGGAGUUGCUAUUGUAAGGUAACGCUUAUUUAAUGACAUUAAUACCAUGACGUCAGAAGAUCAGUUUGUAACGAACAUGAACGAGAUUAAGAUUGCAGCUAUCAAUCCCACAAUGUUUUUGUGCGCACAAAAAUUACUCAAUGAAAUGUAUAUAUAAAUCUAGAUUCUGACAAAAACGAGGAAACUUAUUUAUAAAGAUAUGCAAUACACUUAAUUAUAAAUGUAUUAAUCAUGUAGGUUUAACAUGCAGGGAUAGUCAAACAAGAUGUUACAGAUUAAAUAUACAUAAAAUAUAUGAUAUAAAAUCUACAAUGACAAUGAGCCUGGAUGCAAGGCAGUUUAAGGAACAAAAAUAGUGUGUUGAUGUAAGCUUCAAGGCUGGGGGCUUCCGUUUCAGACUCUGAAUUAAACAUUUAGGGAUAGGGGAGGAACCCGAGCCACUGAGUCAUUCAGAGGGUGAGGGGAUCUGAUGACAACAUGAGGUUCAUGUUUGCAUUCACAAACACCUCACUGACAUUAACCAUUUAAAGCUCUGUUCCCUACCUAGACUUCCUGAUUGUAAGAAAAUAUACAUUAUUAGGAAGUUGAAUAAUAUGAACAAUCACAUAAUAAUAAAAUGAUAAUAAUAAUAAAAUAGUUAUAAUAUACAUUUAUAUUGUUGUUGUGAGUAUUUUUAUUCUAUUCUGUCCAUUUUUAUUAUUCCACAAAACAUGUAAUGCAGUGUUGCUAGGAAACUGUUGCCAAUAGCGAAUGUAUACAAGCAGACUGAGCCCUGUUAGUCCCCCCCCCCCCACCCCCCCCCCCCUCCCUCCAUGUGACCCCCGGUCCCGGUGUCAGUGUAGUGCAGUGCGAGCUGCCACACCUGGGCGGGCACUGCAGCGCACACCAGUGUUUGGGGGAUUGGCGGAGAAUCAGGCGGUCCUGAAUCAACCACCACGGCCUACAGAUGGCGCUGGCUAGUGGACACUGGGUGGAGAAGGAGAGCAGAGGAGACGCCCCGAGUCCCAGACAUGGCCAUGCCUUGGCUGUAGCAGGCAAUGUGGCUUUUCUGUUCGGAGGAGCCAGAAGCCAUCAGGAGGACACAGAAUACCUCAAUGAUUUCUACAUGCUUACAGUAUCCCCAGACCAUGUGACCUGGGAGAUGAUCCCCCACUCCGGAGACAUCCCUGCUCCAAGAGGCGGACACGCCUUCUGCGUGGUGAAGGGCAGCCUGUACCUGUUUGGGGGAACAUCUGACCCCAGUGCCACAGCCUGCCUGCCCGGGGUGCACUGCUUCGACAUCGUGUCGCUCACAUGGGAGGAGCUAGCGACGGGGGGCGUGGCACUCAGAACACUGGGACACAGCUCUGUUGCCGUGGGUGACAGCAUCUACGUGUACGGAGGGACCGUGGAGGGGGUGGCCUCGGAUGACCUCAUGGUUUUCAACACAGUGUCUUGUGCGUGGACACCAGUGAAGACCAGUGGGAGCCAGCCUUCUGCACGGUUCGGUCCGAGCUGUGCUGUGGUGGGUGAGCAGAUCUUUAUGUUCGGAGGUCGUGGGGAGGAGGGGGAGUUCUACAGAGACCUCCACGUUCUUCACACAGAGAAGCUGGUGUGGGAGCGAUUUCAGCUGAAAGGAGAAUCACCAGCCCCCUGCACAGAGCAGACCCUGACAGCACACCACGACAAGGACCUCUAUCUAUUUGGCGGCCUGACAACGGAGGGAGAUGUACACGUCUCAGUAAAUGAAAUAUAUAAGCUGAGUAUAAGUAAACUGAAGUGGAAGGUCCCUCUCUAUAUGGGAAUCCCCCCGGCCCGUCGCCAUGGACACACAGCCUUCGUCCUCCACAGCCACCUGUACAUAUUCGGAGGAAAGAACGAGGAGGAGGAGUUCAAUGAUCUGAAGGUGAUGAAGCUCAUCAACCCCUCAGAGCGACAGCCAGUCAUGAAGGAGAUUCUGUCUGAGUUUGGUCUGCAAGGAGUCAACCACAGCUUCACUCCGACUAAGGUACCAAACAUCAAGUACCAACUCAGACACCCGCCUCCAUCGCCCCCGGCAACCAGGGGCCACCCAGCAACACAGGUGAGGGUGUAUCGUGACUUUGGAGCAGUGAGGGACCAGGCCAUGGAUAUGAUCCACAAGGCCUUCUCUCUGCUGGACCAGGAGUUCCAGAAGCUGGACAGGGGGAAGUUAGAGUUGGCCCAGGCUGCUACUGCCCUGCAGACUGAGAGAGAAGAGCUACGAACACAGAGACAGCAACAAGAACAGGAGCUGGAGGACAUGUUAGACAGGCAUCGUAGUCAGAAUGAGUCGUGGCUGAAGGCCAGAGCGUUGGAGAACGACAGAGAGAAGAAGGAACUCUACAUACUGAGGGAGGAGGUGUUGCAGGAGCAGGAGCAGCUGAAGGAGGAGCAGGGCAACAUCCAGAAACGCAGCCAGCACCUCCUCUCCAUCAUGCAACAGUUUAGAUAGACAGACAGACAGACAGACAGACAGACAGACAGACAGGCAGGCAGGCAGGCAGGCAGGCAGGCAGGCAGGCAGGCAGGCAGGCAGGCAGGCAGGCAGGCAGGCAGACAGACAGACAGACAGACAGACAGACAGACAGACAGACAGAGACAGAAAGAGUAAUACAGGUAUAGAGAGACAGACAGAGUAAUAUAUAGAGAGACAGAGUAAUACAGGUAUAGAGAGAAGGGGUAAUACAGGUAUAGA